Messenger RNA from Physeter macrocephalus (sperm whale), 1566 nucleotides. RefSeq names its product BRMS1 transcriptional repressor and anoikis regulator (gene BRMS1). Gene Ontology annotation, biological process: negative regulation of transcription by RNA polymerase II. Bases 1 to 1068 code for a protein of 355 amino acids. The record is from RefSeq and is a predicted model, not a curated record. The transcript is spliced from 11 exons. Lineage: Eukaryota; Metazoa; Chordata; Mammalia; Artiodactyla; Physeteridae. Gene Ontology annotation, molecular function: histone deacetylase binding. Gene Ontology annotation, cellular component: Sin3-type complex.
AUGACGCAUGCGGAAGCGUGGACAGGCUCUCGCUUCAGGAGAAAAGGCCCCUUCAGCGCUUCCGGGAGCCCCGAGGCGGCGGCCAGUACCGGCAGCCUCCAGCACCUCUCAGGGAGUCUCGGACGUGAGGCCGGAGGCCCCACUCCCCGCGGAGCCCAGAUGCCCGUCCAGCCUCCAAGCAAAGACACAGAGGAGAUGGAAGCAGAGGGCGACUCAGCCGCCGAGAUGAAUGGGGAGGAGGAAGAGAGCGAGGAGGAGCGGAGCGGCAGCCAGACCGAGUCCGAGGAGGAGAGCUCAGAGAUGGACGAUGAGGGCUACGAGCGCCGCCGCAGCGAGUGCGUCAGUGAAAUGCUGGACCUGGAGAAGCAGUUCUCGGAGCUGAAGGAGAAGUUGUUCAGGGAACGGCUGAGUCAGCUGCGGGUGCGGCUGGAGGAGGUGGGAGCUGAGAGGGCGCCCGAAUACACAGAGCCUCUCGGGGGGCUGCAGCGGAGCCUCAAGAUCCGCAUUCAGGUGGCAGGGAUUUACAAGGGCUUCUGUCUGGACGUGAUCAGGAACAAGUACGAGUGUGAGCUGCAGGGAGCCAAGCAGCACCUGGAGAGUGAGAAGCUGCUGCUCUACGACACCCUGCAUGGGGAGCUGCAGGAGCGGAUCCAGAGGCUGGAGGAGGACCGCCAGAGCCUGGACAUCAGCUCUGAGUGGUGGGAUGACAAACUGCACGCCAGAGGCAGCUCGAAGACCUGGGGCUCCCUGCCGCCCAGCAAGAGGAAGAAGGCCCCCCUUGUUUCCGGCCCUUACAUCGUAUACAUGCUGCAGGAGAUCGACAUCCUGGAGGACUGGACGGCCAUCAAAAAGGCGAGAGCAGCCGUGUCCCCUCAGAAGAGAAAAUCAGAUGCCCCGCCUCCAGGAAAGGAGCCCAGAGGGAGGCAGGGGCUGUGUCAGCUCAGUGGCCUGAGAGAGUCAGGACGGUCUGGGUGUGAGGGCAUUGUGGGAGUUAGGGCGGGGGACCUUGACCUUGCUGUUCACAGCCAGGGGGCCCUUGGAGCAGCUGGCAGCAAACCCAGCAUUUGAACUUACCUGCUGCAGAAAGGCAGACUGACAGGCCCCUCAGCGUCUGCCCAGCCAGCCCUCCAGUGCUGCUGUGGCCCUCCCCUCCAGCCGCCACUGGUCUGGACUCCUCCUCUGCCCCUCCUCGGGGCCCUGUUCAACUGUGGCCUGGAGCUGCCCUAGCCAGGCAACACUGUCUCCUCCAUCCCCGGCCAGCCCACCACCUGCCCCCACCGAAGGUCAGCCUUCUCGGUGCCCUCCCUGAUGAAGACGUGUCCCAUCUUAAGCCAAAGCAACAUCCUUUCUGCCGACCUUGGACCCGGCUCCCUAGUCACCGAGCCAGUGAGCUGGGUCCCACUUCACGGGAACUCUGGGCCAGAAAUGAUAUUUGGGGGACCUUUGUGUCCUGGCUGUUGCUGGAGGUGAGAAGGCAGGCUCCCCAGGUCUUCCUUCUCAAGGCGGUUCCUGGUGUCCGCCUCCCAGAUUUCAGGGACUGGAAUUAAAACCUUUCCUGGGACUCUG